GUGGGUCGUUUUUACGCACGGAGAGCGCAGGUAAAAUGUGCGCUUGACGCGUGAAGAGGAGUUCCUCCCUCAUGGUGUCCAAAGUUUUCUCACUCCAGGCGGGCAACUCCAAGCCUCCGCCAAGCCCCAUUUUUCUCUCUCUAACGUUCCCCCGAAGAAACAAGCCGGCGUUACGUCAGAAAGUGCAGGGCAAGCAAGGCAGCGUCUCGGGAGCUAUUCGUAGGCACUGCUGCCAAACCCGGCUUUGAGCUGCUCACGAGCUCUCUGCAGCCAAUGCAUUUUACAAAUCCAACUCUUUUAAAAGAGCAGCAGUGUGUGACAGGUCACUGGUGCUGGCACAAUUACGCACAAAAAGCCAAACUGGAGAGUAAACAGUGUGAAUAGAAAGAGUUGAGUGGUGAUGAUGAUGAAGCUGCAGAGAUUUUGGACUCAUAGAAGUUUUCUGUAGCAUUUCUUUAUUAUUCUUCUUUGCUGAUCUCAAAAACAACAUGCCUCACGCUCGAAAUAGGAACCCCAGUCCCAUCCCAGAGGUAACAUGGGACACAGGGCUGAAGGAGAUGAACGAGACGUGGAAAGGAGCUAUAGCCUGUCUGGGGGUGGCUGUCUUCUUUGUAAUGACCAUCGGUAUCAUAUACUGGCAAGUGGUGGACCAGCCCAACAAAAACUGGAUCCUCAGGGGGACCAUCAGCGGUCUGAUCUGGGAGAGAAGAACUCACUCGCUGGUCAUACAGACUCUGGCGGAGGACAAGACUUACGUGGAGAUAGACGUGGGGAACGUGGGGAACCCUGACAUUGAGGUUCCCUUCGUGAGGAACCUGUGUUGGCUUAAUAAAACCGAGUUCUGCUACACAUGGGACUCGGUGGCCGAGGUGAAGAUCUCACUGGAGGCGAAUGAGGAGACGGAGACAGAGUGCUACAGCAUGGCUUGGACGCCGGUGCACUGUCAUGUGGAGCUGAAGGACUGUUUCUCCAUGGCUAACAUGUCCUGGUAUGGUGGUGCCAGUGUGCGGGGUCAAACAUGGCCGAUUAACAAUCAAAACGUCAUAAUGCAGCCCUUCAUCAUGAGUAAUCUGAAGGACACUCCCUCUGGAUUUGGCUCCGCCCUGGAGCGCUACUUCCUGGGCUCUUCAGGAGUCACAGUGCUCGUGUCUCCUGAUAUUCCCGUGCAGCUCGGGAUUGACAACAGGCAGCAGUUCUGCCUGAAGUCACUGCCUAGUAUGGAGCGCCUUCCUCUUCAGUACACCGUGUGUGUGGCCCAAAAUGUAAGAGCCGCGCAUCAAGAAGCGGUUCGAGAGCUCUCCGAGCACAGCAGGGAGCUGCCUAACAUGAAAGCUCUGUGGCUGCCAUUCUGGAAGCUGCUCAGUAAUGUGGACUCAGGGCCGAAGGUGGAGAGGGAGUUGAGAACUUUCUCGAAUCGCCUGAGGAGACACCAGCUGGGCGAGGGAGUCAUCAGCCUCAAUGAACAUUCCACCAACCUCCUCUCAGAAAUGGACCACGACUACCUCAACAGCAGGAGAAGGGGGGCGUCCAAGAGACUGUCCAGGGACCUCCCACUUGUAAAGCUUCUUAACAUUUCCAUCACCCUGUCCCCUUUCCUGGGCGUGGACACCACGCAGUUCCGCACCUCCCUCGUGGACGGCACCGAGGCCUUCUGGCUCAGCCUGCCGUCGGCCAAUCAUGGAAAGCUGAUCCCUGUGAUGAGUCAGUGGCGAGGAAAGUUCUGCGUGAAGCUGAACCUCACCAACCCAGGAGCAGUUCACUGGUUUCUGGACAGAGUGGAAUCCCUGCAGGCCCAUUUAGGAAUGGAGUACAUCCUCUUGGAGGGGGGUGAGGGGAAUCUGUUCGAGGAGCAGGCCCUGCGGCCGCCGCAGGCUCUGGUCGGAGACAAGUACAUUGAACUUAUGGCCGACCUGGCCGCCAGCAUCGGAGACUCCACCAUUGUCACUGCGGGGACGCGGUCAAGCCACAGGCCUCUGUUUGUGAGGAUGACCCCUCUGCAGUCGGACUGGGGUCCCACGGGCCUGAAGGCCAUCAUUCCCUCCUUGCUGCACCACACAUUGCUGGGAUACAACUUCCUCAUUCCUGAUGCAGUAGGAGGCUCUCUGUCCGGAGAUCUGGUAACGGAUCAGGAGUUGUUCAUCCGAUGGCUGGAGAUCGCUGCUUUUCUCCCGGUUAUCAGCUUCCAUACGCCACCCUGGGUCUACGGAGACGACCAGGUGUUAAACCUGACCCGGACCUACAUAUCAAAGCACCAGAGUGAGGUGGUCCCGCUCGUGGAAAAGUAUGCCGACGGGUGGCUGCUGACGGGAAACCCCAUCUACCGCCCAAUGUGGUGGCUCAGUCCAAGUGACCCAAAGACUUUCACCAUUGAUGACCAGUUCCUCAUCGGAGACGAGGUCCUGGUGGCGCCGGUGGUGGAGAAGGGGGCAGCACAGAGGGAUAUUUAUUUACCAGACGGGGGCUUUCAGUGGCAGGACAGCCGGAGCGCCCAGGUUUUUGACGGGGGGACGUUUCUGCAGGACUACCCCGUCCCUCUGGAGGAGGUGGCUGUUUUCUCACGGAGAAGCUGAGUCAUGACUAAUCCACUGAGUCUCCUGAUUCUCAAUCAAAUUCUUAAAAAGAAAACUUCUUUGAAAGUGUUUGCACUUUUCCCCUAAAGACCAUGGACUCUCUAUCAACACCUGACUUGAGAUGAUAAAUAGAAAGACUUUUGUUUUUUAAAUACUUGCACUUUAAAGUGAAACUUUAUAUAUUUUUUCUCUUUUUGACAGAUUUUUUUGUAAAAUGUUAAUCAGUUUUACCUCUUGGCUGAUUGGUUUCUGGACUCUGUUGUUUGUUUUUUAUUCAUUCACCUAUUUUUGUGUAUAGUUCCUGAGAAAUCUGGGUGUUUACAUGCUGCCUUUCAACAGUCUGCCUUUAAAUCCGUCGCUGCUGCUGGCCCUCCGGAUGAGGAGGAACAACACAAGCCCCAUUGUUGGCUUGGAAACAUUUCUCAAGAAGACCAAAUGAAGAAAUAGAAAGCAAAAAAAAAAAAAAAAGACUUUUGAAAGGGUUUUUAUUCAUUUUUUUCCUGAGGGAACUGCUUACUAGAUUUGACAGAAAGAUGGACAGAAGCACAGUGGUAACACGUGGCUCAGUCACACAUGAGGAUGGCUCUUACUUGAACCAAUCUUGGCUGAUGCUCUGGGAAUGUUUCUCAGUUUAUAAAGUCAUUAUACACAUCAACCUUCAACCCCUUAGCACAUAUUCUUAAAGUAACACAGAGCAGUUCUCUGCUCCGCCACCCUACUGGUUGAAAGUGGAAUUACAACUACCGUAAAGACCCCUGCUGCAGCCUGCUGUAACUUAGUGCUUGCAAUGAGCUAACACUAACGUGAGCAAACCAAUACUAAAAUAAACCACAAAGUAUAAUGAUCCGCCAAAGAUAUUACUUACAAGUCCAGUAGCAACAAAGCCAGGUUACCAUCAAUCCGUGAUUUCUGAGGCCUCCUUUGGCUUCCUCAAACUAGUCAGGGUUGCCAACUUUUGAACUUUUCCAUGUAAGAGAGAAGGGAGGGGUUGAGUCUUCAGCAUGAGAUAUUGGAGGUGUGGAGUGAGUGUGUGAAGAGGGUCAGAUGAGUUGGCAGCCUUGCUAGCAUUGGCCGCGCCGACGUUUACUCUGGUUUUAGCGCUUUGCUUCGCCUCCAAAGACAUUAAUUUCUUACUUUUACUUUCAGGCUCCACCAUGAUGCGAACAACAAAGCAAACUUCUUUUUCUUCAUCUUGUGCUUUUAUUGACAAUCUGUGAACUGAAAAGCUAACUGCUAGCAUAAUAGCUAACAGCUGUAAAGCAGGUAAAGAGUGUCCCCUGUAGAGCACCUACCCACUCCACAAAACUGUUAAGUGCGGUAUCUGGCGGGCGGAGGGCUUCAGAGUUAUGUUAAAGCUCUAGCUUAAAGUAAAUAAACUAUUUAGUGUUACUUUAAAGCAGCACCCACACACCACCGUACUGUAUUUCUGGCUACCACAGAACCAAGUACCUGUUGCUUUAACUUGACUUUUAUUUAUCCUUUGAAUCAAAUUAGACUUUUAGAUGACCAAACUCUAAAUGAGAGGUUUAUUUAACUUUUAUCCCGUUUCCAGUUUUAAUGCGGAGCUCAACGUGUGCUGGUUGUAAUCAGCACAUACGAGCGAUGAGACAAUAAUAAGAUGUAAUUUGAACAUCAAAACUGUUUAUUUGGAAUACAUGAUGGUAACUUUUUGCCCUUAAAUAUAGUAUUUUGUAAAAGUCUUGACUCAUUCCCUCAUUUCUUCAUAUUUUGCCUCCAAGCUGCCAGAUUUUCUUGUGGCUUUGGCUGCUUUUCUGAAUCUUUUUCAGCACUUCUAGGUGACUUUUGAGUAAUUUAGGCACAAUUCUUUAAAUAUCUUAGCAAGUAAAUGUAAUUGUUGUUGUUUUGUUAUCAACAGCUUAUGCGUGUGCUUAUUUAUUUUAUUAUGGUUAAUUAAUUUACUCCAAAAUAAUACAUUUUGACAAAUAAAAUUGCAUUUUAGCCUAAAAAAUGUGAUUUUCUACAUAAUCAUAGGUGAAAAACACAUCCUACUAUUAGCCAUUGACAGAUAUUUUCGUGUUUUCAGAUGCCGUUCAUCUGUUUUUAGGUCUUACAUUUCAUCCCUUAUCCUCCAAUUAUCAACCAUCCUAAUUUUUCAAGCACAUCAGGUAAAAAUACAGCCGAAGACCGAAGAAAAAUCUUCAUUAAACCUCUUCAAAGGAGGAAAUUCUGGCUGCUUGGAUGAAAAGAUAUAAAGAAAAUCGGAACGUUUUCGAAAGUUGCACUGUGCUGAAGUUUAACACAUAAUAUGGAGCAUUAUUUUUAUGUAAAAGCACUAAAACAUUCAGAAAGAUGAAGAACUUUUUGACUAAAAAGGUUUUCUGAUUUACCUUCAACUAAAGCUCUAAACAAAGAGCCCAUCUGGAGUGGAGCUGCGUUCAGAAUCCCAAAACCCAAACCAGCUCUCUGUUAAUUAAAGGGUUUGUUUCAGAAGACGUGUGGCACAAACCAUCCCCUUAUUUAUUUUCUCCCUGACUGGAUGCUGACCCGACCUCUCCUCUGCACCGUCUACACUUGGUUACUUUGGAUCUGUGACAAUUAAACCAGCAGAUUCUGAUUCAUCUUGUGAUCGUGUUCAAAAUUUGCUCCAUCACUAAAUUUCUGACUGAAUAUGUUUACUGUGUCAACUACAACACUCAGGUCUAACGAAGCUGCAGCUCACCAAAUGUCUUAGUGCAACACAGUGAUGUCUUAAUCUCUCAAAGAGCAGAAUGGGAACUUUCCACAAAACCUUUUUGUGAGAAAAAAAAACUUGUUUCUGUCAACGCUUCAAUAGAUCAGUGUACUUUUUCUCAAAUACAUGUGGCCGAAAAAUCUGUUUUGUUUUAUUCCUUGUGCCUUGAUAAUGAAAAACAAUAAUAGUGUGCUUUAAUAAUAAAAAUGUGCCCUAAUAAUAAUGAUGUGCCUUAUUCAUAAACCGCUCUCAAAUCCAGACCAAGGCAAGAAUCUGGAUUGUUGCAGGAUUAGCAAUGAAAGUAUGAUGACUGUGCCAUUAUAAAUGCUUUGCUUCUCUUUUCUGUAAAUGAGAAAAAGUAGAAAAAGAUGCAAUAAAGUUUACAUUUUCUUAAUUUAA
Nothobranchius furzeri (turquoise killifish) is the source of this 5661-nucleotide messenger RNA. Its product is annotated as SITS-binding protein. The record is from RefSeq and is a predicted model, not a curated record. Lineage: Eukaryota; Metazoa; Chordata; Actinopteri; Cyprinodontiformes; Nothobranchiidae.